UGGGCUCGAUUCAAGCCCUUUCUGUAUCUUGCAUUGCUCUCUUCCUAAUCUGCAUUUGAUUUAGCUGCAGACUGUGCAGGUUUGCUAGCAAACGUAGAGCAUCAAGUGAUUUCAGCCUAGCAGUGGACUGGCAAGAUGAAGGAUCCACAAACUGCAGGGAGCGUUGCUCUGGGGAAGAAGGGACACGACUGCACAGCUAAAGAUCUCAGUCUUCAUGAAGCAGUUAUGGGAGUUCCCAAGCAGAUCCUGAGCAAGACUAUGUGCAGCAAUGCCCCAGAAUCUAUGGGUUUGAAGGACUGGCUAUGUGACUUCUGCUGCCUGAGAAUGGGGUGGCAGGAACACCCUAAAAAUGAGAAACAACGUUUAGUUAACAAUAACAAUCCUUUCCCAUCCUACACCAUGAACCAUGAUGAUGAAAGGAAUCUGUGGAGUUCACCCCAUGACCUAACUCACUUAGAAGCUGUGGAUGAUCGGAUGCUGCAUAACUGGAUACAGACCAGGAACCAGCUGGAGAAAGACUCGGAGGAAUGGCAAAAACUCAACUAUGAGAUUUACACCUUGAGGCAAGCAAGGAGAGAGGUGCGAGCCAGGUGGAGGAAGAUCCUUGAGGACUUGGGGUUCCAGAAAGAGGCAGAGUCCCUACUAUCUGUGACAAAACAAAGUACCAUCAGUAAUCCACAAAACAUGAAGAGAGCCAUGGAGGUGCUCCUGCUGCUCACUGAUAAUACAAGCAUCUUCCCAGCUGGAUGGGACUUAUCAGAGAGAUACCUUUACAUUACGGACCGUCUUGUAUGUCUGGAUGCUGUAGAUGACUUCUUGAAAAUUGCCUGUAAGAAAUACCCAAAAAUGUGUGUGGAAACAAAACAGUGAGGAUCUUUUCUUUAAAUACUUCCAUAACACCACAAAUGUUGUUUCUUUUUCUUCUAUUGGGCAGUAUUAACUUCCCCUAAAUGCAGACAAGAGCCUUGUUCUUCCUUUUCAUCUCAGUUGCUCCAUUGUAACUUAGAACAACAAUCCCACAUAAAGAAAUGUGACUGCAAAAGAACCUACAUCAAACAUGGCGCAAGUGGUAUUUCUGGUGAAGACCCAUGUAUUUAGUGAUCUAUGCUAUCCAUUUCCAACCAAUGUCCUUCUUGGCUCUAGAAGACACCUUCAUAAAAACUACUUCUGGUUAGCAGUUGUUCCACGCAACCAAAGCCUCAAAACCCAAGAUCUUAAAUGUGAAGACGCUGCCUUAAUCCUUCCAACUGCUUUAACCAAUCCCAGUGAGACUGGGUGUUUAAAAUUCGGACUCCUAAACAAGUGGAUUUCCUUUUAACACAGCUUCAGAAUGUCAGGACUUAAUCACCCAUAUCACCAUUAUUAUUCUACUAUGUUGAGAAACUACAAGUAAUGGACCUGAAACAAUAUGUUCAAUGUUUUUUGGGGGUUUAAUGUCCCAGUUAGACUCCCAACAUAUCAGUAUGAUAACAACCUGGAGCAAAGGAGAUAACGUUACAACUACUUUUGUCUUUGGGAAUAAAAUUCAAUGUUUAGCUCAGCAUGUGCCAAAAAAAGCAGAGAUACUAUGCUGCAUUCAUUUGUAAAAUUAUUUAAUCUCCAGUUGACUUGCUCUGUUUUUUAUUAUUGUUUUGUCAAUGCGCAGUUCAACUAAUAUUGAUGGUUUUUAAUGUAAAAAUGUAAUUUUUGACUGUCAUUAGAGAUUAUUGAAAUAAGACCUCUAGUGGCAGACUUGAAUAUGACUCGUAAAUUUGUAUGACUGUUGUCAAUUGGUGACCUUAUUUAAAAUGAUUAGAUUUACUGAC
Molecule: messenger RNA, 1805 nt
Organism: Bombina bombina (fire-bellied toad)
Lineage: Eukaryota; Metazoa; Chordata; Amphibia; Anura; Bombinatoridae
Gene: MREG
Product: melanoregulin
Exons: 7
Coding region: 136-870 (244 amino acids)
Biological process (GO): melanosome transport; melanocyte differentiation
Cellular component (GO): melanosome
Source: RefSeq, a predicted model, not a curated record